GUUUUUGGUGUUCUUGAGUCACCUGAAUUUUCCAGAAUCUCUUCAGCCUUUAGACCAAUAAUUAAAGGUGAAAAAGAUGACUCCGGUUCUCAUCAGCAUCUAAUCAGUGAAAAUGGCAGUAGUCAGAAGUCACCCUUGCUCCAGGCAUUUGCCCCAAAAGCUGUGAGUGGGUCUCAGGCUGAUGCGCAGAUGUCUGCAGCAUCUCAGGGGAGUCAGAAGUGGGUGUCUAGGUGGGCGAGCCUUGCGGACAGUUACUCUGACUCUGGAUCUGUCUCUGGGCAGGGUGAUGGAGGUGCAGAAAGUGGUGUAGCCCCCAAACCCGGGGAAUCAGAAAAUGCUGUACCCUUGAGAACAAGGCGCCUUCUUCCCCAACUCCCACCAAGUGAUAAAUCAGACAGUCCCACACCCACAGUCCUGGUUUGCCAGGAUUCCUAUUCUGAGGUUACCAAGAGAACCAUUGUGAAGGACCGCUGUGUGGAGGCCUAUGGUGAUCCCAGCAGCCGCCUCUUCAUCCAAGAAGACUUGGAUCCAGAUAGCCUCAGUGAUGCCAGCAGAUCUGAUGAUGGCUUCAGCACAGAAAAAGGCAAGAAAUAUAAAGAGAACAAUAAAAUGCUAGAGCAGAUGGCGGAAGACACAAGAUCAGAGAGCCGGCAGCCAGGAGCCUCCCGGGUCUCAAAUGUGAGAGCUGUGAGUGAGCCACUUUCUACUUCAUUCUACAUUGGUGAUGACAGCAAUGAUGCGGGGAUUCCCUCCAAGCUCUCUCUGAGCGUGUCGCAUGCUCGAGCAGACAAAGACGGCAAGGAUCAGGAGUUUUCCUUCAAGUCUGCUGGCACGCCAGUUCCUGGAAAGCCACCGGUCAAAGACGUUAGCGCUUACAUAAAUGCAGCUGGAAAAGUGGUUAUUUCCCUUCAUCAGAGUCUUCCUCAAGAUGAGGAAAACAUGGCAGGAAAGGAAACAUCAUCUUUUGUUAGACAGGAAAGUUUUACCAAAGAUAAAUCAAGCAGUGGUGUUCCUCAAAAUAAACUUCCACAUAUUUCAAGUCACCCUCUGCUUAAAGAUUUAGAGGCUGUUCGGUCAGCUCGUAUGGACUUUGGUCAGGAGACUCAUCUUCUUCUUAAGGACACUGAAACUGCCUUGGCAGCACUGGAAGCCAAAUUACUUGGUCAAAGCCAACAGCUGGAGCCCUCGGAAACUGCUGGUCAGCUGGAGGACUCCUUGUCAGGGGACUCGGAUGUGGACACUGCCAGCACAGUCAGCUUGGUGAGUGGCAAAAAUGUCCCAACAAGUGCCCCGAAACGCAAAGUGGUCGCGAGCUUGCAGAAGGAGAAAUCUUCCUCCACGCCGUCCAUCCAGGACCAGUGCGGGCAGCCCAGCGCUCGGGACAGGCUGACAGAGAAGCGGAAAACGCAAGCACCAGAUGCGAACCGCACGGAGGCUGCCAAACGCUUCCAGAUGAAGCGGAGUGCUGGUACUCGAGGGUCACUCGACUUCACAGAUGAUGAGAGAAGCUCGAGUUUGCCCUACUUGCCAGUCCCCGACACAGUCGUGUCUGACCACGAGCACUCGGUAACCCGGCCGGUUCCCAGAAGGAAACCUGUUACUCAGGCCGCCAAGGAGGACCACAGCAAAACGACCUCGAAUGUGCAGAAAAUCCAGCAAGUUCUCACCCGCUCCAACAGCUUAUCCACCCCACGACCCACAAGGGCCUCGAAGCUACGUCGUGCCCGUCUGGGAGAUGCUUCAGACAAUGAAUGCAUCGAUACCGAGAAAACAUCCGCCAACCCUGAAGCCACUGCUCCGGGCCCCAAGCAGUCCACAGAGACGAAGAAGCUCUCCCGGCUGGACAUCCUCGCCAUGCCAAGGAAACGGGCAGGUUCGUUUACGGUGCCCAGUGACUCUGAGACAGCACAGUCGAGGACAGGAUUUUCAGGCAGGAACGUGGAGCCCUAUCGGAAGAUGGGUGCUUCGGAGAGGACCCGUUCAAGCAGCGUCAAGUAUUCCUCCUCGUCCAGCUCCACACAAACACCGAGGAUACGUGGCUCUGGGCUGAACAAGCAGAAGCACAACGGCAGAGAAACAGAUGACGAUGAAGAUUUUGAUGACCACCCUGACCCCUACAACUUCAUGGCGCAAACAGCAGAGAUAGCAGAAAUAGCCAGGCUCAGCCAAACCUUGGUGAAGGAUGUGGCCAUCCUUGCUCGAGAGAUUCACGAUGUUGCUGGAGAUGGGGACUCACAGAGUUCAUCGGGGACGGCACCAAGCACCUCCCUCAGCUCUGUGCCCAACACUCCUGCUUCCACCAUAUCAGCAAGGGAAGAG
This is a messenger RNA of Leptosomus discolor (cuckoo roller), 2319 nucleotides long. The record is from RefSeq and is a predicted model, not a curated record. NCBI's taxonomy places the organism in Eukaryota, Metazoa, Chordata, Aves, Leptosomiformes, Leptosomidae.